GCCAGAAGCAAUCAAGUGGAGGGAAGCAAGAGAAGCGGAGAGUCAUUGCUGUAAACUGCAGGCCUUCAGUGAUCAUGGCUUUCCUUAAGCUUGGAAGACUUUGUUUGGUUUCGCUAAUGUUCAUGACUAUGGCAGCACAAUCUGCAGCUGGAUUCAAGAGAAAGAAACGGGAGUGGAUUCUCCCGCCAACGAAACUCAAAGAAAAUGUUGACUACACAAAGCAAGAAUUCAUUUCGAAGAUCAGAUCUGAUAAAGAUUCUGAAGGAAAGCCAUUUCAUUACAGCCUGCGAGGGCAUGGUGCUGACAAGGAGCCUUUUAACCUGUUUGUCGUCAACCCCUUAAACGGCUAUGUGAGAAUCACAGGGAUUCUGGACAGAGAGUCGUUAUCACAAUACAACCUCACUGGGAUUGCUAAGUACAAAGAUGGAAGUCUGGUUGAGGAAGAAAUCCAGCUAAAAAUCCAGGUUGAAGAUGAAAAUGACAAUCCUCCAAAGUUCAAGUUAUUUAAAGGGUCUGUAAGCGAAUGCAGCAAAACAGGAACUCCUGUCAUGCAGAUAACUGCUGAUGAUGCAGAUGCAAAGGACACAAUCAAUGCGAAGAUUGCAUACAGUAUACUGAAGCAAAUUCCAGACAGCUCCGGCAACAUGUUCACCAUUGACAGAGAUACUGGGAAGAUCUAUGUCAAAAAACACACCCUGGACAGGGAGGAGUUUGAUUCAUACACUUUAAUAGUGCAAGGUGUAGAUAUGGAUGGAGCUCCAAAUGGCAACACAGGAACUGGUACAGUGGAAAUUAAAGUUCUGGACAUCAAUGACAAUGUCCCUACUCUUGAAAAAGAUGAGUAUGCUGGUUCUAUAGAUGAAGGUGCAGCUGAUGUGGUUGUGAUGAGAAUCAAAGCUCUGGAUAAAGAUUUGCAGAAUACUGAUAACUGGCUUGCUGUCUUUAACAUUGUCAAGGGUAACGAAGAUGAACUCUUUUCUAUCAAAACAGACCCCAAAACAAAUGAGGGCAUUUUAAAGCUUAUCAAGCCUGUGGAUUAUGAAAAGGUUAAAACGCUGGAUCUUGACUUGGCCAUUUCAAAUGUAGCUCCGUUUAUAAAUGGAACCGCACUGUCUUUGGGCAUCAGUUUCGAUCUGGACAGACCUGGAGGAUCCGGAAUCAGUGCUGGAGCAGGAGCUGGGGCAGGGGCAGGGGCAGGGGUAGGAGUAGACGUAGGUGUAGAUGUAGAAGCAGGGGCUGGAUUAGGGGUUGGAGUGGGUGGGAAUACAGACGUAGAUGCAGGUGUAGAUGUUGAGGUAGGAGCAGGUGCUGGUGUUGGAGUUAAACCUGGUGUCAAACCUGACACUAAGCCUGGAUCUAAACCUAUCAGUUAUCCUAGUGGCAAACGUGGAAUUAAACGUGGUUCUAAACCUGGCAAAAAGCCAUCACCUGGAGGAAAGAGCUAUCCAAUAAAAAUCAGCAUAAACAACCUGCCUGAAGGUCCAGGCUUUUCACCAAAGACGAAGGAGUUGCCUGUGUCAGAGAACCCAGAGGAAAUACACGUUCCCAUGGUCAUUGGUUCCUUUCCUGCCUUGGAUCUUGAUACUGGAGAAAUUGCUGAGAAUGUCAGGUAUGCGAAAGGAUAUGAUCCAGACAACUGGCUAUCCAUUGAUGAGGAGACAUCAGAAAUUAAACUGAUGAAGAUACCAGAUCGAGAGUCAAAGUCUCUGGUUAAUGGAUCGUACAUCGCAAAGAUACUCUGCAUGACACAAGAUGUGCCACCCAAGACAGCUACCGGAACAAUAUCUCUAAAGGUGCAGGAUUCCAAUGACCAGUGUCCUACACUGACCAGCACCUACCAGAGUACCUGCUCUCAUAAUACUGUAGUAAACGUGACUGCGUUUGAUGAGGAUGCCUUUCCCAAUGGAGUGCCUUAUAAAUUUGUUCUGAUAGAGGAGGAGACUCGCGGAAAAUGGGAGAUGCUUCCAGUAAACGAAACAACAGUGAGCUUCCAUGCUAAGGAGCUUCUGUGGCCAGGAUUUUACCAGCUCAGUUUGGAGAUUUUCGACAAGCAGGGUCUUGCCUGUAAAGACAAACAAAAACUUCAAUUAGAGGUUUGUACUUGUGAAGGCAGCAACAUCUGUGAGGUCAAACUAGCCCAUCAACGUGAUACUUCAGCCAAAGUGGGGUUUCCUGCCAUUGGAGCCGUUAUUGCAGCACUGAUUCUGCUCAUGUUGAUUCCGUUGUUGCUGUUAUUCUGCCAGUGUGGGACAUUCUGGGAAUUCUCAGAGAUGCCUUUUGAUACAAAAGAAUAUCUUAUGGAAUACCACACUGAAGGCAAUGGGGAAGACAAGUUGUUGCCUCUGAUGUUUGCUCCUAUUGCGGCAGAACAACAAACAGCAGCAGCACUUUGUAGCUCAGCCAACAAUGCCGCCAUGGUGCAAAGUGCACAGGCCUUUGACACCAUGGCGUUCAAUAAGGAGCUAAAUCAAGGGGUCAUGGAGGUUGACAGAAUGUAUGGAUAUCAACACAGCACAGUACAAGCUCAGCACUCCCUCGCCUCUGCCCAGAGAAACAGCUUCCACUCUGCAUCAUUUCGACAAAAAGCCCAUAAUAUUUAUGAAGAUAUUGCACUAGCAGAUAGCUAUCUCUAUGGAUAUUUCUCUCAGAAAGCAAGGUUUUUGGCUGACAGUCCUGCUUUCACUGACAGUCUGUUGGUGUAUAAUGAUGAAGGUCAAUACGCUCCUGUGGACGUAGACUUCGAAAGUGUGCUUGAGGAUGAUAAUGACCUGAGUUUCCUCAAUGACCUGGACGCAACAUUUUUCAAUUUAGCAACUAUCUGCAGUCCUCCAGCACCCAAAUUAGAACAAGACGAACAAAUCGUCAAGUCAGUGGAACCGAGUGUCAAAAGCGAGAGUGCUGUAGCCACUAGUGCAGUUCAGGUGGUGAAAACUGAUCAGCCUCCACCUCAGCAAAGCACGAAAACCGAGGUCACCGAGACAAUCAACUAUCAGAGCACGAACACUAGAGUCACUGAAGCUAUCAAUGAAUCAGGCAUGGUAAAUACUAGUCCAACACUGCUCAUGCAACACCAGCCUUUGUACUGCCUGGUGGAACAUCAGGCACCGAGUGCUGUGAUUCUUGCUGAGGAGCCUGUACAGGGAAUGUACUUAAUAAAUGGGCUUGCAGGAGCUCAGGGGCUAGUUCUCCAGGGUGGAAAUAUACUACAGAACACCAUAGAACAACAGGGGAUGUAUCUUAUUGAUGGGAGGUCUAUGUUACAAGGAAAUAUACUGUUAGGCAACAGUCCAAAUUUUGUCAAUGAAGGUAGCUUAGCUGUUUCCUCAGUGUUAGUUCAGGGAGGGAAAGCCAAGCAACAACUCCAGGAAUCUCCACCUCAAGACGCACAAACAGGGAAACUAAAAGCGGAGGGCAAACUUGAUGUAGAAUCAGGGAAUGUAAAGAACGCCAAGCCUGAAAAGUUGCAGGUCAAAUCAAAGAAAUGAGCUUAUGUACUCUGACUUGCCAGUUUAUUAGAUACACCCUCUUUCUUCACACCAACUGCAGAUAUUCCCAGAAUUUAUAUAUCAAGGAGGCAGGUCGGGUUUUUUCUUACAUCAUCAUUUAGAAUUGAGAGAUCAUUGAAAUGUGAAAACAACUAGCCUUAGCGGUCAUUAUGGAAUUUUUAUGCACAAGCAUUUCAAACAUUUAUUAAGAAAUAACCAGUUGUAUAACAGUGUGUGGUUCAGAUAGGUUGCCAGAUAA
Molecule: messenger RNA, 3744 nt
Organism: Tachysurus fulvidraco (yellow catfish)
Lineage: Eukaryota; Metazoa; Chordata; Actinopteri; Siluriformes; Bagridae
Product: desmoglein-2
Exons: 14
Coding region: 75-3485 (1136 amino acids)
Biological process (GO): homophilic cell-cell adhesion
Cellular component (GO): desmosome; plasma membrane
Molecular function (GO): calcium ion binding
Source: RefSeq, a predicted model, not a curated record